Molecule: messenger RNA, 1714 nt
Organism: Zootermopsis nevadensis
Lineage: Eukaryota; Metazoa; Arthropoda; Insecta; Blattodea; Termopsidae
Gene: Tmem18
Product: transmembrane protein 18
Cellular component (GO): nuclear membrane
Source: RefSeq, a predicted model, not a curated record
UCUACUUUCUUUACUUGCUGAAAAGUAAUAAUUCAAAAUUGCUUAGAACUGGCGCGUGUUUGUGUAGAUAAUUCCAUAUAUUGAACAUCAAUGGGAAAGUAGCGCUGCUCGUGUAUAACGCACUUUACCGGUUUGAUAAACAACUGACUUACGGCAAAUAUGGUGGAUCCACAGCUGACACGGACAGAAGAUAUCAUCGGUAUUUGGACCUUCUUACAAAGUAUUGACUGGCAUGACCCAUGGCUUGUAGGACUUAUUGUUUUUCAUGUUGCAAUAACACUGAUGACCUUACUUACAAGAAACCACAGCAAUUUCCAAGUUUUGCUGUUUUUUAUCCUGCUGUUAUUAGUUUACUUUUCUGAGAGCAUUAAUGAAAUUGCAGCAAAUAAUUGGAGUUUAUUUUCAAGACAGCAGUACUUUGAUAACCAAGGAAUGUUCAUUUCUCUUGUCUUCUCUGUGCCAAUACUGCUCAACUGCAUGAUUAUGGUGGCAAAUUGGUUAUGGCAGUCAAGUCAGCUGAUGACAAAACUGAAGACAGCUCAGCUUCGUCAACAGGCGCAAUCAUCACGUUUACAGCGUCAUCAGCAGGCACAACAACAGAGGAAUCCGCCGAUAAACCACCCCAAGACAGACUGAGAAGUGAAACUUUGAAUUAUUGAUGCAGACCAUGUGGAUGACAUGAGUUGAUGAAUAGAGUGGUUCAGCUUUAUGUGACGGCAGGUGGACAAUGUUUGAGAAGGAGGAGGACCUCAAGAAAAAUGCUGUACACAUACGUCAUGUUAAAAUAAUGAACAUCAGAAUCAUAUUGUGAAUCAUUAUAAAAUGUGAGAUAUAUAUCAUAAGAUAGUCCUUAAAUUCUCUGCUUUGGAUACUUUUUAGCAGCAGUGAGUAUUUUAUUCUACGACGGGCAGUCAAAAAGUUCCCGGAAUUGUGGUAUAGCACUGUAAUGGUAGGACAUAUGGCAACACUUACCUAAUCACCUUCAAAGUAGGACCCUUGCAUGCACACACGCUUGCUCCAUCGAUCCUGACAGUGUUGGAAGCACCGGCGGAAGACUUCAUUUCGAAUCUUCCAAGGUUCGGCCAUCGCAUUUGAUUUGAUGUCCGCUAUGGUUGCGAAAGGCAUCCCCUUGAGGCCCAUUUUCAGAGUAGGGAACAGCCAGAAGUCACUCGAAGCGAGAUCCGGAGAGUAUGGUGGUUGGGUGAUGACAGGAAUGCUUUUCUCAGCGAGGAAUUGCUGCACAACCAGCGAGGUGUCGAAUGCGACGGCCGAACUCCGGAAGAUUCCAAACGAAGCCUUCCGUCGGUGCUUCAAACAAUGGUAGGAUCCAUGGAGCAAGUGUGUGCAAGAGUCCUACUUUGAACGUUGCCAUAUGUCCUACCAUUACAGUGCUAUACCACAAUUCCGGGAACUGCCCUACGUAUUACAAGCAAAGCAAAGUUCACUUCCUUUUCAAACGGCUUCCGUCCAAAAUUUGUACCACUGACCGCUUGCAGAAAUAUUUUGGAAUGGUUGGGGGAGGGGGGGGGUGUUUAGUUUCUAUGCAUAUGGUAUGUUAAAUUUUCUGCAAGAAUUAGCAUUCCAUACCAUAACUUUCAUACUUUCCAUUCGUUGUUGUACUUACAAAAAUUGUACACAGUGUUUGUUCAUGAACUUUGAUAAUAGAGAUGUAAAAGGUGAACUAUAAAUAUGAAUUUGAAGACUCAACAUUCGA